AUGGAUAUACGCAACGGGAGGAGGCGAAAGAUAACAACCCCAAGAAGUCUGCGGGCUUACAAAAGGCUGGUUGAAGCACAGAACGCCACCGCCAACAUGAAGACAAAACGGGAGGUGAAACGAGAGGUGUGCAAAGUCCUGAGGUCGCUAGUGGUAGAGAACAACAGUGUGGACAUAGAUGUCCCCAUGGAGGAGCACUGUUUCUCUAUGAACUUUAGUAAGAACGAGAACCUCGAGGAGCAUGUUAUGGUUAUGGCACCACGCUACAGUCUGUUGCGAGAGGUCGGAAGGGGCAGCUAUGGGGUAGUGUUCGAGGCAAUUGCACGGAGGACAGGGGCAAGGGUAGCGGUUAAAAAACUCCAGUGUAACGCUCCUGAAAAUGUGGAACUCGCUCUGUCCGAAUUCUGGGCCUUGGCAAGCCUGGAGAAGAAGCACGAGAAUGUUGUGCAGCUCGAGGAAUGUGUGUUACAAAGGAAUGGAAUGGCCCAGAAAAUGAGUCAUGGAAAUAAAAGGUCCAAACAAUACCUGCGGUUGGUGGAGACUUCACUAAAAGGUACCUUAGCUCAUUUUUACCUCGAUGAAAUCCACUGCCUGAUUGGUUCGUCACCCUUUAGUAGCUAGCUAGCUAGAUUGAAACGAUAAAAUGGCUUGCUAGCUAAAUUAGCUAGCUCUGUGAUCAAUACAGAGUAGGCCAGUCAAAACAAUUUUUUCCUUAGCAAGCUAGCUGCUAACUCAGUAUUUCACCCAUUGUUUGCAAAAAGGAGGCACAUUUUUCAAACUUGCUGAUCAGCACAUACAAACGAGGUAGAUAAAGGAAAUCAACCCAAACUUUUUUUUAACUAAAUGUAACAUUGUGUAACAUGUUAUGUUACCUAUUGUUUAUAUAAGGCUGCUUGUUUGUUUUGAAUGGCAAACAGAAUAGAUAGGCAGUUAUUAGAUUAGAGUUUAAUAGUCACAUGUACAUGGUUGCAGAUGUAAUUACAGGGUAGAGUGAAAUUCUUGAACUCCGAGCUCUGACAAUGCAGGACAAAGUGAAAAAAACUAUAAUAGAAUAAUAACAAUGGAAAUAAUAAUAUAUACAUAUUAACAACUGUAGCAAUGAUAAAUGUCAAUUGGGGUGAGUGCAGGGUAAAUGUAUGUUGGCGGGGGCGUCCACAGGGGAACAGGGGGGCACAAUGCUUGAUUUUGUAGUCAAUUCCAGGUUGCUCAGUCUCAUACAUUUGUUUUUAGGAACAAGAUUUCGAAAUAUCCAUGUGCCACCUAUAGGGUAACUGCCAUACUGCUCUAUAGGCACUGUACUAUUCCCAGCACUUGAGAACACAGUGUUCUAGUUGGCCAUCAGUUAACCCUUUCCUGGUUGGCUGCAAAUUUGCAUACGUGACUGAAUCAAGUAAUCAAUAUUUAUUGCAAUUAAUGGUAUAAACCCAAGCUAUUGCCUCUUAUUUUUAUUAUUAUUAUAGUUUCUAUUAGUAUUAAAUGUACGUCACUUGACCUUUUUUCCCUAGUCAAGCUUAUUUGAGCUAAAUGUGAAAUAUGCCAAUAUUAAUUAGGAUUAGAUUGUUUUUUUGUUGUUGUUUUGAGGCCCACAGAUACGGCUGAAUCUUGCUUUUAAUCUCUAGGCUUACUGUUCAGAGCCUGUAGCCUCGGUACUGCCUUUGCUGCCUCUCUUUUAUAAUUAGUUAUGUAAGUGUCAUCAUUUCAGGUCAUUACUUUUGCCAACAAAUUAAAUAUUAAACUUGACAUCAUUUUAGCCAAUAUCCAUCAUUUGAAAAACAAAAGGAGCUUCUCUAGGCUAUAUAGUCUAAAUAUUAUCAUCAAUAUUUGUCACUUUCUGCACAGCUUUGAGAGCAUGGUGUUCUGAAGCCUAGAAUGAAUAUACUGUAUGGUGAUCAUCCUAUCUGUGAAGGUUUGUUGGACAAUAAUGCUCAGGUAGAACACUUCAGCACUCUUAUAAGUAGUCUAGGCCAGUGGUUCCCAAACAAGGCGUAGUUUGGGAACCACUAAUAGUAGAAUGCACAAGGUGCAAUUUCGAAAUUGGGUAGUACAUCAUCAGUUCCUCUUGUCAUGUUAGUCAUUACAUACCUUAGAGAGCUAUUUAUAACUACAUAUUUUAGUAAUUUUUUUUGUCACUCAAAUAUCACAUCAAUACAAAUUAGACAUGGCAAAAUUUAUAGAUUUGCACAAAUAUUGCUUUAAACCUGCAAAAUUAUUUCCAGCAACAAGAGGGGUGUGAACAGUUUGUGUCAUGAACAGUGCUUGUGCCCGUGCGCGCGCAGGUGGGGCACGGGAUGUUCCCCAAUGCUGGAAGGGGGUCCCCCCGAGUGGAAAAAGUUUGGUAACCCCUGGUCUAGGCGACUGGGAUAUGGUACUAUAGAGUUGUCUGCAAUGCCAUCUCACAAAGCUGCAUUGUGUUGCUCAGGGCUUGUGCGUCAGGAAUGAUAAGUGAUCCCAUUUUUGGAUGCGUUUCUGUCUGAGUUGAUAAAGUAAGCUAGUUGAUGUCUUAUAUCUUGCAGUGUGUUGCUUAUCUGCACAAUUAGGUUACUCCCUGCAUUUAUUAAACUGAAAGACUUUCAACAAAUAAAAAAUCCUAAGAUUUUCAGAAAACGGAUAAACUGCAUGAGCUUAAAAUUGGCCUAUUAUGGACAAUAUCAGCAAGUCAAAACAAGUGGUUGACAUAUUGGUUUAAAACCAAUGGUGGUCCUCUGUAGCUCAGCUGGUAGAGCACGGCGCUUGUAACGCCAAGGUAGUGGGUUCGAUCCCCGGGACCACCCAUACACAAAAAAAAAUUAUGCACGCAUGACUGUAAGUCGCUUUGGAUAAAAGCGUCUUCUAAAUGGCAUAUUAUAUUAUUAUUAUUAUAUUAUUAUAUUAAAACAGUUCAUGAGACAGUAUAGUUGCACCUAUUUUUGAAACUUCUCUCUCUCCUUGACCUACUGUAGUCUUUGUUCAGUCCUGGGGGUGUGACUUUGUUAAAGGCGGUGCAGUGAUGAAAAACAAUAGGAUAAAGGGGGUUAUUGGACUACAUUUUCCAUUCCCCUUUAAAUCCCAGUAGGGCUGUCCCCAACAAAAAAAAUCUUGGUUGACCAACAGUCGUCUGUUCUUUCGACCAAUCGAUUGGUCAACAUUUUUAAAACGUAUUUUUCCAUAUAUAGACACAUCCUAUGUUUUAAUAAAAUCUACUAUAUGUAGGCUACUGAGCUUGUCUGAUGCAUUAAGCACUGCGAAUAAAAAUGAAGAUACAUAAAUUACUAAAGAGGGAGCUAGAGAUCAAUAUAGCCUAACCAGAAGAAAGAAACCUGUUCCCGACCCUCCUGCUCCCGCUGCCCUCUGCUGCUUGCUGUUGCAGAUUCUGCCAUUACCAUCCUGAAGUUGCAGGUAAUAGGCUACACCAGCGGUCGCCAACCUUUUUCAUUCGGAGUGCCAAGUUAUCCUUCCAUUUCUACUGAUCUACGUGCCAGUGGUGAUUUUCAUAUGCACAUUUUCGUGGAACAGUUUAAUUUCAUGUAUAAUAAAGUCUUCAUAUCUCAAAAUCAAUGUAAGGUUAAUCAAAAUUCGAAAUGAAAAUGAUACAAAUCCCAAAGUUAUUUCAAUUGCCAUUGCCUGUAUGUAAAAAUAGCCUACAUAAAGCCAACAAAUAAAAACAUUGCAGCCCGCAAGUAGAAAAUAUCCUGAUGAAAAUAAAUAUCCUAUAAAUCACAUUGGCUAUGCAUGGCCUGUCUGCAAAGAACUUGAAACAUUGUAUUAACUUGGUCCGGCCCGAAGCUUGUGCUAGCAAACUUACAAGUUUGUAUAAAAUAUUCUGGGUCCUCAGUUUCCCGCGGCAGUGAGCUCCAGACAGACAGACUUGUAAUCAGGUAGGCCUAUUUUAUGAUGUUUCCACUAGAUCAGAGCAUGACAUUUUUUCCCCCUUUCAAAUAGGUUGAGGAAUUAUUGUCAUUCUCAAUGGAUGUAAAAACAGACUUUGUUUACUUGCUGUUUGAGGCAAAGACAUUUUUUACUUUGAGAAGCUCCACAGUGAUGGUGAGUUAAGAAAAUCAGAAAUCGUAUCAGAUCCCCAAAUGGGCACACUUAUAGGCCUACAUUUGCGCGAAGGCCAGGUAGACUAGUCCUACUUCUAUAUGUGUAAUCAGGUGCGUGUCCUUACUCAAGAUUGACAGGAGCGCUCCAAACAAAAGACAAUGAAUAAAUGGACAACUUGUAAAUGGAAUGAAAUAAACAACAACUUUAUUUCUCACAAGUGUAGCCUAGGUUGUGCGCUCUGCAAACAACGUGUCCACUCCUACGAUGACAAUGGUAAGACUGUAAUAUUGAAUGCAUUAACAGAAAUUACUGUAACCAAACAAACAUUGUAGAUUAGAAAUUAUGGGAAUUAACUGUAAAUGUACUACUGGUGUGCCAACCCCGCGGCCUCCGCAAUGGAACAGUCCACUCAGACAGGCGUGAAUCAGACAUGUCUCAUGUGCCAUAAUCUUUUUUAAAAUGUAUUUGUCACUGCUCGACCCAAAAAAUCUUGGUCGACCAACCGCUUAUCACCAAACGAUCGACUAAUGACUAAAUGCGGUCAGCCCUAAAUCCCAUGGUCAACCCCCCCCCCCCCCCCUGUUUUGGAUACUAGAGGGACUUGGCCUUGACUCUGUCUGAAUAAGGGAUUUCUACCUUAGUUUGCAUUAGUUCAGUUCACCUUACUAAGCCCGAACAUUGUGGGGCACAGACAGAUUAGCUGUGCUCUUUGGACACAGUCCCAGAGACCCUAGACAAGAUCUGUGCAUUGAUGAUUGCGCUGUUGCACACAGCCCUAUCUUAAUGUGUGUAGAUAGCUCGCCACAGUUUAUUUGAGAAACAAGUCCCAUUUGUUUUCAUAGCCAUCAUUGCACAUGAUGUGGAAGGGGGGGGGGGGGCAGUGUUACCCCUAUAUUAUUUUAUCAGCGGCAGGCCGCCGGUGCUAAGUCGUUGCCGCCACUCCAAAAUAUAUACUUUUUAACAAUAAUUAUUAUAAUUAUCGGGACAUUUUCAGUGUAAACUUAAACGACUAAAACCAGAUAUAAAGUAUGUAGAAAAGAUAAUGGAGCUCUAUAUUUGUAAAUAAGAUCAUCUUUGAGAACUAACAAUCACCAAAAUAAAAACUAGACAGAAUCUAAAAUUCUAAAAAUGUCAUGGCAUGGGACCCCCAUUGAUUUUAUGUUUGAGGCACUCAGAUAGCAUAUAAACAUGGCGUAAGUCAUGGCAAAAUGUGUAGAAUUGCAGGAAAUGAGCUUUAAAACAUCCAAAUUUAGUCUACGGCCAAGAUGACGGCCUCUAAAAUUGUUGGUUAGAGAUGUUCCAUUGGUUUUGCCACCCUUAAAUGCUGUUUUGUCUUUCCCUAGGUGAGCGAAUUCUGGGCUACCCGGAGGAGCCGUGCUACCUGUGGUUCAUCAUGGAGUUCUGCGAGGGCGGGGACCUCAACCAGUACAUCCUUUCGCGGCGGCCCGAUCCGCGCACCAACAAGAGCUUCAUGCGCCAGCUGACCAGUGCCGUGGCCUUCCUGCACAAGAACAACAUUGUGCACCGCGACCUCAAACCCGACAACAUCCUCAUCUCCCAGAAGUCAGGGUUGCCUGUGCUCAAAGUGGCUGACUUCGGCCUCAGCAAGGUCUGCGCAGGCUUGGGCACCGGUGGCAAAGACGGCGAUGAGCAUCCCAUAGCUGGCGGCGGGGGCAGCGGCAACAAUGUGAACGUGAACAAGUUCUGGCUGUCGUCAGCCUGUGGCUCAGACUUUUUCAUGGCGCCCGAGGUGUGGGAGGGCCACUACACGGCCAAGGCGGACAUCUUUGCCCUGGGCAUCAUCAUCUGGGCCAUGCUGGAGCGGAUCACCUUCAUCGACGCUGAGUCCAAGCGCGAGCUGCUGGGCACCUACGUGCGGCAGGGCACUGAGAUUGUGCCGGUGGGUGAGGCGCUCCUGGGGAACCCCAAGAUGGUGCUCCACAUCCCGCAGAAGACACGCAGCACCAUGUCGGAGGGGGUGAAGAAGCUGCUGCAGGACAUGCUGGCAGUCAACCCCCAGGACCGGCCCGACGCCUUCCAGCUGGAGGUGCGGGUGGACCAAGUCACGUGUGCUGCGUGA
Messenger RNA from Coregonus sp. 'balchen', 6100 nucleotides. NCBI's taxonomy places the organism in Eukaryota, Metazoa, Chordata, Actinopteri, Salmoniformes, Salmonidae. The record is from the annotation of a GenBank genome assembly.